This is a messenger RNA of Helianthus annuus (common sunflower), 2781 nucleotides long. Its product is annotated as kinase-interacting protein 1. Gene Ontology annotation, molecular function: actin binding. Bases 1 to 2781 code for a protein of 926 amino acids. The transcript has a single exon. The record is from RefSeq and is a predicted model, not a curated record. Lineage: Eukaryota; Viridiplantae; Streptophyta; Magnoliopsida; Asterales; Asteraceae.
AUGGAAGAUAAGGUUCAUUACGCUUUAAACAUUGUUCAAAAAGAUGGUGAUUCAUUUGGAAAGAGGGCAGAAAUGUACUACCGGCACCGCCCGGAUCUAAUAUGUUUCAUAGAGGAAACUUUUCGCGCAUAUAGAGCAUUAGCCGAGCGUUACGAUAAACUGUCAAGAAACUUGCAGAAGGCCAACACCACCAUUGCAUCAAUCUUCCCAGAUCAAGUGUCAUAUGAUGAUUUUGAUGAUGAGGACAGUUCUCCAAAAAUACCCAAAAACAUGCCUUCACAAAUUCAAGCUCCAAAUGCAGCAAACAUUCCCAAAGUCCCACAACUUCCUAAGAAAAAUUUAAAGGGUCUCAUUAGCAAUGCAUCAAAGAAAAUGCAACUAACAAAAGAAUUCAAGGAAGAUAAUCCGAGCCGUGUUGUCCCCAAAUCCGGUUUGAGUAAAGAACAAGCCAUUGAAGAAAUUGACAAGAUUCAAAAGGAGAUUCUCGCUAUGCAAACGAUGAAAGAGUUUACAAAAAGCACGUAUGAGAACGGGCUUUCGAAGUAUUGGGAAAUUGAUAGCAAGAUAAACACAAUGCAACAAAGGGUUUGUAGAUUACAAGAUGAGUUUAAAGUUGGGAAAGUUAUUGAAGAUGGUGAUGCUAGAACUGUAAUGGCACAAGCUGCAUUAAAAUCAUGCAAAGAGACACUCGAAAAGUUAAUAGAAAAACGAGAUAAUUCAUACCAAGCUGCCAUGUCCGAACAUGAGAAGAUUACCAAUGCAAAACAGAAAAUCAAGGCAUUGAAGCGUAAGUUUCCUUUGGACCAAGUUAACGAAUCUGAUAAAGACGGCGAAGGGGAGUCACAAAUCAUGAAUCAAGAUGAUGAGAAUGAUGAUAUGACAAAGAUUAAGGAAAGCUUAGAGGAAUUAUCGAAGAAACAAUUAACGGUUUCUGAAUUGGCGAAUUCUAUAGACAAGGUUUCGAAUAAAGUUAUUAGUUUAGAGAGUAAGGUUUCAUCUCAAACUGCAUAUAUAGAGAAUUUGAGAAAUCAGACCAGUGAAUUUCAAACACAAAUUCAAAUUUUGGAAGGUGAUAAGGCUUCCAUGGCGGAUGGGGCUCGCAUGCGUAGAAAGUUAAAGGACUUGGAUAAGAAGUUGCAUGGAUUAGAGGAAUUGGAGAAGGAAGUUGAGAAGCAAAAUCACAAUCUAAAAGUGUAUUUCAUGGAAGCAAAUUGUAGUAUUGAUCAUCUGUCUGAGAAGCUUCAUGAUGUGCAGCCAGAUGAGGAGGUUGAGAUGGACUCUCCUGCCUCCGAAGAAGAAUGUUUAAAGACCAUAGAAGGCGUUGUUGAUGUGUUUUGCGGUGAUUCGGAAGAACGAAUGAUGAAUUCGGAUGAAGGUGUUGUUGUUGAAGAGAAGGAAAUCCCAUGCAUGAACAAUGUUGAUGAGGAGAAUACAAACGACAACCACAUAAACAAAGAUAGAGAAAAAGACACUUACAGUGAAAGUGACCACAACCACAUAGACAAAGACACUUACACUAAUGAGAAUGACAAUGACAAAGACAAAGACAAUGACAAUAACAAUAACAACAAUGGCAAAAACAAUAGCAAUGAUAACAACAAUGACAACGGUGACCAUGAUGAAUCGGCGGAGAAUACAUAUGCAAGGAAAAAGGAUGUUAAAAAUGAUGAAGAUGUUAGAAAAGGUGAGGCGAAUGUGACCAACACGAAUACUAGAACCGAAGCCGAAGAUAAUAAACAAGAACAUAUAAAUGAAACCGGUGACAAACCUCAAAGGAAUCCGUUGAAACGAUAUACUGCCAACUUGAAAAACUACAAGGAAACCAAGAAGAAAUUGAGUGAUGAAGAGAAGAAAAAACUAGGAACCCUCUUUGAACUCAUAGUACAAGUACGAGAAUUAAAAACAUGCAUAGUGAAAAGAGACAAUGAGAUCCAAAUGCUAAAACAAAAGCUUAACCAACUCCAAGAUACAGAAAACUGGCAAGAAGUGAAACAAGAUUACAUAUCAUCAGAAGACAAAGAAUACGAAGAAAUCACCAUCUCAAUCGAUGACUCUGAGCCCGUUUCUGAGAUCGAAGAGAAGUUCCGAACCGACAUUGACAUUAUACUCGACGAAAACCUCGAUUUUUGGCUAAGAUUCAGCACUCAAUUCCACCAGGUACAAAAGUUCAAAACAGAAGUAGAAGAUCUACAACAAGAAAUAACAAAAGUUAAAUCCAGAGACACCGAAGUUAAACCAUCCGACGACAAAACCACCCAAUCCAUGUUCACAACCGAUCUAAGAUCCGAUAUCAGACCGCUCUACAAACACCUUAAAGAGAUCCAAAGUGAACUCACAUUAUGGCUAGAACAAGCAGAAACCUUAAAAGACGAACUACACAUGAGAUGCACAUCUUUAUCAAACAUCCAAGAAGAAAUAACAAUGGCAUUGAAGGAAGGCAUGUUAGAGGAUGAAAUAAAGUUCAGUACACAUCAAGCAGCAAAAUUUCAAGGUGAAAUCUUGAACAUGGAGCAAGAAAACAACCGGGUCAACGAAGAACUUGAAGCCGCGAUGGAUCAUGUUAGGGCUCUACACCUUGAAAUAAAGAAGACGUUGAGGAAGUUAGAAGAAGAGUUUGGUCUUUCGGAUAAUCAGAAAUCUUACCAACAAACUUCGGUUCCAUCACCGACGUCUCGCCCAGGAAUACCGUUAAGAUCGUUUAUUUUUGGUGUUAAAGCAAAGAAGCAAAAGCCGUCGAUCUUUAAUGUUAUAAAUAAGAGACCAAGAGGUGGUCGUAUGUAA